This is a messenger RNA of Plutella xylostella (diamondback moth), 1994 nucleotides long. RefSeq lists its product as uncharacterized. Gene Ontology annotation, molecular function: structural constituent of chitin-based larval cuticle. The record is from RefSeq and is a predicted model, not a curated record. Lineage: Eukaryota; Metazoa; Arthropoda; Insecta; Lepidoptera; Plutellidae. Gene Ontology annotation, cellular component: chitin-based extracellular matrix.
GUCCGCAUCAUUUCAUUAGCUCGCAUCAUCGUGAAGAACGUUGAUGGUGUGUUGUGUAAUUUGAUUAUUUUUAAUAUGUUUUUAGUUAAAGUAUUUAUACCCGCUUUAUUUUUAUUACUAGCGAUACCUAAAUAUUGUAAAUCUCAAGAUGUAGAGCCAACAAGAUACAGUUUUAACCAUCCUCCUUUAGACGAAGAUACAGAAUACGUCCGAAGCGUUAAUGGUGAUAGUAUUCAAGAUGAAACUGAGAAACAACUUGAGAUAAAACAAAGUGAAUCAUCAUCACAAUAUGUGCCAAUUGUCAAGCUGACCACAGGAAGUGAUGUCGAGGAGGUAAGCAAAAUUCAAACUUUAGCUGGAAAACCUAAAAAAUACAGAAAAAUUGUGCGCAACAAGAAACUUGUAAGGAGCAAUUUACAAAUACCAGUGGCUGUUAUCUACGAUAAUCCUGAUGAUAUACCAAGCACCAUAGGUAAUAUUCCACCUCAAUCUAAGGGUGCCAUUCUAAAAAACGAACUGGAAGUGGAAAUUGCACCUACGACUACUCCUAGUUUUUCAGAAACCACAACUGAGGGUAAUUUAAAAGAUAAUGAAGCAACAAAGUCAGAGCCAGAGCUAACGCUGUCUACUGAGGCUACACCAAAACCCAAAAGAGUCAAGGUUCAAAGACGGCGUAAAGUAGUUAAGAAGCCAAUUGCUGCAGAACAAGAUUUAGUUACAGUCACUGAAAGAACAUCAAAUGACAAUAGAAGGCGCAGACCAAUAAACAAAGAAACAAAUGAAAGUGAAAGGAUUGUUCAGAGAAAUCCAGUUCGAUCUGAAAAUGUCAGAAGUUUAAAAGAGCAAACUACAACUCCUAGGAUUCAGUCUAGCGCCAGGUCUACUGUUAGACGAGUAACUACAGCUGCACCGCAAGUAACUGAAAGUGAAAGAAAUGUUCAGAAGAAUCAAUUUACCUCUAGAUCUGGAAAUGUCAGAACUUUGCAGGAACAAACUACAGCUACACCUUCUAUCAUCCAGUCUAGCACCAGACCUACUUCCAGACAAACCAUUACAGCUGUUCCUCCCACUAGUCAAUCUACAAGUACAAUUAGAAAUACUGUCAGACAGUCCACAUUGGCUUCUCCUACAACCGUGACAAGCGACGUGAAAAGGAAAACUGAAAAUGGUAGAGAAAGAUUAUUUAUCCAAUCUAGAAUACAAGAAGGUGAUCAAAAUACUAAGAGGACCAGAAGCAAAGACCCGGUUGUGCCAAUUGUCGAAUCUAGAAACAUUGUGUAUUCCCACUCCGGUGACUUUCACUACAGCUAUCUCUCUGGUGAUGGCACAAGGGCGUUUGAAGAUUCAGCAAACGAGAAAAACUCCGAGGUAGUUGGCGGAUUCUCGUACAAAGACAAAGACGGUCAAGACAUAAGCCUGACGUAUGAAGCAGGUGUGGACGGCUACCGGCCGGUCGGUGCCCACUUGCCGACGCCACCGCCCAUCCCCCCAGCAAUCGCGAGAGCUCUCAAGUAUUUGGCCACAAAAUCUACCCCAGCUUAUGACACGGCAACAGAAAGUUUGUAAAAAUACCCUUGAUAGUUCAAAUCAAAUUCAAGGAUACUGUCCUUGAAUUUGUCCUUUCGCCAGAAAGUCCAGACGUCAACAUUUAUCAUAAAUUGUUAAAAUAUUUAUUAAAAAAAAGCUUAUGUUCAAACUAGCGAAACUUUUUAAUUUAUAUCUUUGGAAAUGUCAAAAAGUCCAGUAAAAAAUAGAUCCAGCUGACCUAACUUGUUUUAUAAACUAGUAUCUAUAGGUAUAUAAAAUGGAGAGGCCUUUUACUGAGGUUAAAGUGAAGUCACAUUCUGAUCGAACAUUUGAACAUUUAUGUUAAUUAGCUUUAUUUAUAGUAGCGUAUCGUGUAGGCCCAUAUUUCUCAUCAUUGCCCUUGGACGCUCACUUUGACAAACUCGUUGUGAGAUCUUUAGCUUUUAUUAAGACAAUAAUACGAUAAA